Messenger RNA from Lates calcarifer (barramundi perch), 3465 nucleotides. RefSeq names its product synaptogyrin-1. Gene Ontology annotation, cellular component: neuromuscular junction; synaptic vesicle membrane. The record is from RefSeq and is a predicted model, not a curated record. Lineage: Eukaryota; Metazoa; Chordata; Actinopteri; Centropomidae. The coding region runs from base 755 to 1456 and encodes 233 amino acids. The transcript has 4 exons.
UUAUUUUCGACAUCGACUUAGAAUCUUUGUGGUGUUUUAACAUUACCGUAUCUCGUUCAAAUUUAUAAUCUGACUGUUACAUCGGUUUUCAGACAAAGAUCAAUAUCCUGAGUCAAUAUUUUUCGCUUUAGAACAAAAUCUAAUCUUUCCUUAGCACACUUAUCACUUAUGUAACUGAGCCUCUGUAAUUAUCACGUACUGAUUGAAUCAACUUGUCUUCCUCGUGUCCGUCUUUUUUUUUGGGAGGGGGGCGGCUUUAGGCAAAUAGGAAAGCGCGUGACUCCUUAUGGCAAACCUGUGAGCACAAGCGCGCGCCCUUUAUAAAUUCGCGCGCGUGCUCGCUACGUGAUUUUUACAAGUGUGUUUUAGAUGAGGAGUGCUCCGUCCGAGGCGUGACAACGGAUGCGCGUUCACGUGUUCGCCACCGGCCCCUGCGCUGAGAGGGAGGGAGAAAGCAUCAUCAAAACACUGGCAUACAGCUUCCUCCGCCCGGACACCGAAGAGGACAACAGGGAAUUUAGAGGUUAAAUUAAAAACAACAACAGGAGAGAACAGGAGAGGCUGUGCGCCAAGGAGCCAGGGAGAGACGUGCAACCAUCCUUACAGCAGCAGCAGUAGAGGUAGUAGUAGCAGGAGGCAGAUUCGGGGAUUUUCCGUGUCGGUUGCCCGGUGCUCUACACACCCUGAGCCUUUGCACCAGCAGCGGGGAGGAGAGGAGGACCAGAGAGGAGGCUGUCCAGAGAGGAGGAGGACCAUGGAGGGGAUGCAGGCAUACGGAGCCGGGAAAGCCGGAGGAGCCUUCGACCCCGUCACCUUCUUCCAGCAGCCUCAGACCAUUCUCCGCAUAGUGUCUUGGCUCUUCUCCAUCGUGAUCUUUGGCUGCAUCGCCAAUGAGGGCUACAUCAACCGCCCUAAAGAAGGGGAGGAGCAUUGCAUCUUCAACCACAACCAGAACGCCUGUAAUUAUGGCGUCUUUAUGGGCUCCAUGGCCUUUCUCUGCUGCAUAGCUUUCCUGGCUCUGGACGUAUACUUCCCCCAGAUCAGCAGCGUCAAAGACCGCAAGAAGGCUGUGCUGGCUGAUAUCGGGGUGUCAGCAUUCUGGUCCUUCAUGUGGUUUGUGGGUUUCUGCUUCUUGGCCAACCAGUGGCAGGUGACCAAGGAUGAGGACAACCCACUGAGGGAGGGAGGUGAUGCUGCCCGAGCAGCCAUCACCUUCUCCUUCUUCUCCAUCUUCACCUGGGCGGGCCAGUCCUUCCUGGCCUUCCAGAGGUACAAGCUGGGGGCCGACUCAGCCCUUUUCUCCCAGGAAUACACGGACCCCAGCCAGGAUGCAGCUGGAGCCCCCUAUACCUCCUUCGGAGGGGAUGACCUAGAGAGCCCAGGAGGAGGAGGGGGCCAGGCCAACAACGAUGGGGCCUUUGACGGCACUGGAGGCUACCAGCGUCAGGACUAUUGAGAUGGUGGUAUAUAUGUUGUGGGGAGGAUCUGGUUGAUGUUGCCCAAAGUUUCUUGUUUAGAGCAGUUUGUAUUGUUUCUGUGGGUCAGUUUUGAACUAAUGCAAUACUAAGUUAAUCUUACCCAGUACCAGUGGGUAGUUUUGACCCAGUGUUAGACACAAGUUCAGAUUUUACUCUAAAACCCUUACAAAUGUAGUGUUAGUCGUACAAAACAUGCAUUUGACAUUCAAAACUGCAGAGGAUACAUGUUAACAAUCAGUAACAAAUGGUGACAUGUAGGUUUAAGAAGAGCGUGACUAUAUUUUAUCUUGAGUAAAUAACCCGACAGUAGUAUAAAUAACACUAACACUGGGUCAGAACAGUGCAGUAUUGUUUCAGUUUUGAUCCACUGGUAUUUAUUUGUACAUGCUUGAAAUUAUGUGCUUAACUGAUGCAUCAGCCUCACCAGAGGGAAGACAGUGUAUACAAUUCCUUUGGCAGUUCAGUUAUUGGACUUAAUACUCUAUUUCUGUAGGACAAACAACAGAAUUUGUCUCUAUGUCUGAAAUUUUGGGCAACUUUCCAGAUUUUGGGGAAGGACAGGUAAAAGCAAGGGGUGGGAUAAGUGGUCAAUCAUGUAUGAGUCUGCAGCCAGAACAGCAGCAAAGGGUUCAGGACAUUCAUGGGAAGGGGCUGUGCAAUGGGAGGGACAUUGGAUAUAAUUGGAAGUAUUAAGGAGAGUUGAGGGGUUGAGAAACAACAGGGAGGUCAAGUGUUUGCAGAAAUGGUCACAAUGUAGCAGAUCAGUGCUUGUGACCACAUUGCCUUCAUCUUCUGAGGUCUGCUAUCAGUCAGCAAAGUGUCUGUGAUCAGUGUUAGUUCAAAAUAUCUACACACAAACAUCCAAGCACAGGUCCACAGCAUAUUGAUUUUGGACAAAUACACAACAAAUUUCUGCUGACAAAACUCCAUAGAGGUGCAUUACAGGACAUCAGCAUAGUGGCAUAACUGGCAACUAAUCCCCUCAACUGUGAAAUGGGAGUGUGUCUGGGUGUGUUGAAAAGUGUCCUCUGUGUUUUUUGUUUUGUUUUUUUGUUGUUUGUUUGUUUGUUUGUGUGUUUUUGUUUGUUUGUUUUUUUAAACUGAUGUGUUGAUGUUUGUGUUUUCUUGUUUCCCUGAAGAACCCACUUUUUCUCUCCUCAAUUGUUGCCUUAGUGCUGACUGCCAAGCAAAAUCCAACCAUCACAGGGGAACAUAUAAACCCAACAUGCACAGGAUCACAGUUUUUCACUCUUGGCAUCUUUAGGGUGAAAGUACAGCUAAUAGAAUUUUUUCACGUAAGCACGUAAGCCUUGAAUAAAACCGAACAUUUGACACCAUUACAGAGCGUUCCAAAUGACACAAAAUCAGCAGGCCUACAGACAACAUACUGUACUGAAGAACUGCAGGUUAUCUAUUGUUUUCCACCUUACCUCAGUACAUCUAAAGAUGAGGCAACCUGAACAUCCUGAGUAUUUAUGAACAUGCAUUGUUCCAUUUUCUUAAAGAAUAAAGAACAUCUAUCUCUCUAUAAAUACAUGUAAAUCUAUAAUUCAGUAUAUUAUAGUGUUUAACAAAAGAUUACGCUUUAUUUUAGGGCAUUAUGCUAGUUCUGUAUAAAAAAGGAAAAGACGAAAGAAAGAAAAUCUAUGGUCUGUUGAGUGUUAUUGUGAUAAGAUAUAUGGUGAGGCCAUCCAUGCCUCAUCCUUUAUGUUGCUUUCAGGGUAAGGAAAUGUUUUUAUUUUGGAAUAAUAAUACUAACUAUAAAAAUACAGCAACAAAAAAUGUGACCAAAUUUGUCAAAGUAUAUAUGCACAUAUAUACUUUAUACUGUACAACAGUGUAGACUUAGAAAUGUGUGAUGUUCCUCUGUGAAAUCUGUUUUAAAAAAGCAAGGUAAGAAUUAAGAAAAAGAUUGUGUACAAAUGUAUGUUUUUGAUGUGUUUGAUUUUAACCAAUAAAAAUAAAGAAAAUACUGAUAAAUAUAUAA